Messenger RNA from Lates calcarifer (barramundi perch), 726 nucleotides. RefSeq names its product somatostatin 1, tandem duplicate 2 (gene sst1.2). Gene Ontology annotation, biological process: regulation of cell migration. Gene Ontology annotation, cellular component: extracellular region. Gene Ontology annotation, molecular function: hormone activity. The record is from RefSeq and is a predicted model, not a curated record. The coding region runs from base 101 to 481 and encodes 126 amino acids. NCBI's taxonomy places the organism in Eukaryota, Metazoa, Chordata, Actinopteri, Centropomidae. The transcript has 4 exons.
GACUCAGGCUUCAAAAACAGCAGCACCCAGAGGACCAGGACCAGAGACAAGCCCAGAACCAAGACCAGGACCAGCAGAAGACACCAGACCAGCAGACAGUAUGCAGUGCACACGUUGUCCCGCCAUCUUCAUUCUUGGGGUGUUGGUUCUGUGCAGUCCAGUCUCCUCUCAGCCAGACAGAGACCAAGACCAGUACCAGAACCAAGACCUGGACUUGGAGCUGCGUCACCACCCGCUGCUGCAGAGAGCUCGGAGCGCGGGGUUCCUGUCACAGGAGUGGAGUAAACGUGCGGUGGAGGACCUGCUGGCUCAGAUGUCUCUGCCUGAGGCCGACGCCCAGAGGGAAGCUGAGGUGGUUUCCACAGCAACGGGAGGAAGGAUGAACCUGGAGCGGUCCGUCGACCCCCCUAACAACCUGCCCCCCCGCGAACGCAAAGCCGGGUGCAAGAACUUCUACUGGAAAGGCUUCACUUCCUGCUAAUGCUCCGCCCAGCUGAGGCCACACCUUCAGCGGACCAACUGACCAAUCCCAGAUCAUCUGGCCUUCACCUGAGCAACUGGAUGAACCAAUCAGCAGCUGUCUGGCUGCAGUGUACCUGAAUAAUUAAUGUAAUUAUCAAUUAAAGAGAGAAAUCAUUCCAGCUUGUGGCUCCGGCUCCAUCUGUCCUGAGUUUGACUGAUCGGAUUAUUGAUUAUAACUUGUUUAUUAAAGAUUAUAGAAUCAGA